AUGACAGAACUACGACGGCGCCGCCCCCCUCGUCACAAGACAGGGGGGUCUCGGAAUGGUUACACAAAGGGGCUCGGCUCUUCCCAGUCAGGGAAGGACAGCUUUGUUGUGAUGGGGAUACCCCUCCAACAGUUAAUCAUUAACGGAUUAGGAAUUUUGGUGUGUCUCUACAUUGGCUACAAACAUGCUCUGUACAUGCGGACCAUACAUGAGAACCACAUGUGGUUCACCAACAUUAAGGAAGUGGAGAGGGAGAUAUCCUUUAGGACAGAGUCAGGACUGUACUAUUCUUACUACAAACAACUGGUCCAUGCUUCCUCCAUAACUCAAGGCCUCUAUGAGAUUACCCAUGACAACAUGACAGAGCAUCCAAGCACAAUCAAUGUACUGGAACGUAUGAACAUCUACCAAGAGGUCAUCCUUAGCAUCCUCUACAGAGUUCUUCCUAUCAAAGUAAGUCCUCAGCACCCUCUACAGCCUCAUCAAAGUAAGUCCUCAGCACCCUCUACAGCCUCAUCAAAACAUAUUAAGGCAAGUCCUCAGCAUCCUCUACAGAGUUUUUCCUAUCUAAGUAAGUCUUCAGCACCCUCUGCAGUCAUCAAUAAAAAUCCUUCCGAUCAAAAUAAGUCUUCAGCAUUCCCUACAAAAUCCUUUUCAUCAAAUAAAGUCUUCAUCAUCCUCUACAGAAUCCUUCUCAUCAAAGUAAGUCCUCAGCAUCCUCUACAGAUUCCUUUCUUUCAAAGUAGGUCCAUAGCUCCCUCUACAAAGUUCUCUACAUCAAAACUGGACACAACUCGUGUGGAGUAUAUUAUCCCCUUGCGUGAGAGUUUCUCCCUACCAUUCCUGUGGGUACAGAUAGCUGCCACCUCUUUCUACUUCAGACCCAGCAACAACCCUACCAAAGAUAAACUGUCCAUAGCCCUGAGCCUAGUGAGUACCUUCUUCUUUGCCCUGGGAUGGCAGUUCAACCAGUUCAUCAUCCUUCUUCAGUCCUUUUCCCUGUUUGGUGUGUGGAUUUUAGACCUUGUUCCCCCGAAGAAGGUGAAGAUGAUGUUUUAUAUUGAGGCCAUUUCCCUACUGGCAGUGUGUCUACUCCAGUUCAUCAACAAAAUGAUCCUUGGAUCGUUUGUGAUGAGUUUUAUACCAGCAGCUUUGUUCCUUAUGUAUAUAAAGGGAGAUGACAUGAAGCUUUGCAGUAUACCCUCCCGAAUCUUUAAAGUGAUAUCUUACAGCACUGUAGUACUGAUGUUAAUGGUUUCUAUCAACUUGUCAGUGAAGGUUCUAAUCAAUGUAGAAGCAGAUGAACAUAUAUACAAAUUUGUGCUGUCUAAAUUUGGAAUAGGCAAUCCUAGGGACUUUGAUUCACGGAUAUACCUGUGUUUGGAGGCGUUUAACUUCCUGUCGUUUGAUACUUACGAGAGACUGACAAAAGGCAUGGUGUUCCCUUUCUAUGUGGCUACGCACGCGGUCCUGCUCAUAGUGCUGUGUGUAGCUGUUCUUCAGAACUGGAGUAAUCAUGUUCAUGAUUCAACAGUAAAAGACACUGCUAGUACAAAGAAGUCCCAUCUCCUUAGUAACAGACCAGAACUAGCAUACCAUAUAGUGCAGACAGUGUUUUUUGGUGUGUUAGCCAUGUCUACACUGCGAAUGAAGUACCUAUGGACUCCUUACAUGUGUAUACUUGCAAGCUUUGGAAUCAGUGAUUACCGCAUGUGGAGGACUGUCCUUGCUCAUCUAAAAACACAGGGCAUGAUGGUACAGAUUGUGCGACACCUGGCCACCCUGAUUGUCCUAGCUGCCUUGUUAGCAAUAGCUCUCCCUCCAGUAUUUAAAGAGCUAGAAGAAUUAAAGGAAUUCUGGGACCCUGAUACAGUUCAGCUCAUGGAAUGGAUUAAAAAAGAAACCCCCAAAAAGGCAGCAUUUACAGGGAGUAUGCAGUUACUGGCCGGCGUCAAACUAUGUACUGGUCGUCCAAUCACAAAUCACCCCCACUACGAGGACAAACAACUACGAGACAAAACAAAAGAUCUUUAUCAAAUAUAUGCCAGAAAAACACCGGAGGAUGUGCACAAACUACUAAAGAAGCAUAAAGCUAAUUAUAUAAUUUUGGAGGACAGUAUUUGUUUAGCUCCGUCAAGGAAUGGGUGUCGGACCCCGGAUUUGAUGGAUUUUCACAAUGGCCAUCUUCCUGAUGCCAGUAACGGCAAGAUGGAGCCUGGACUUGUUCGCAGUAAAGUGGCGAGAUUUUGUGAUGAGAUUCGAUACAAUGGGACACGUUUCUUGAAGCUUUUUAAACCUGUCCUGAGUAACAAGACAUUCCGCGUCCACAAGGUGGUAUAGCAUCAUCGUGAACAGGCAACGGACAACCACCUCAUCAGAAACUGGUCACCAUUGUCUAAAAAUUGAUUUGUACUCUGACAUGGCUUCUCAUAGUGUGAUUGAGUAUGAGUGGAAACAUCUGUGAGAAUAUUAUGUCGGUCUCUACGUUAGACAAGAACUCGUAACCAUGACACAAUGUAUCCUGGAAACACUACUUGUAUUAGGAAAAGUUUAAAUUGGAAAAAAAUUAUGACAUACAAGAGACCUGUAUUUUAACAAAAGAUAUUUUAUUUUGACUUUGUUUAGCCUUUUUUUCUUUCUAUUUUAACUACUAUGAUUUUUUUAGAUGGAAGUCAUACGAUCUGUUUACAGAUGCCUUACUAUGGCAUACAUACUGAAUAUUAAGUAGGAACCUUUAAUAGAUAUUAAUCAGACUAUUGAUUUAAAAACAAUUAUCUGGAUUCUGUUGGGAAGUAAUUUUAAUCAUGUAGCAUCCGAAUAACAACACAUACAGUUAGGCUCCUGUUGGCUUUCAUUAGGUUUUCAGACCUAUCAUGACUUCAUUAUGAAUUAAAAUCGGCUAUACAAAUUAGGAAGGGUAUAAAGAAUACCAGUACGACAAUCUCGUCACAUUUUGAUAUUAAAAAAACACAUGCAAGUGGAUUUUGGGCUGUACCAGAUUGAGACUGUUUAGGUACAGACAUUAUGUCUAAUUAUCGAUAGAAUACCAUUCACAUGUACAGUGAAUAAACGGAAAAUGUGUGACUUUUUAGUUAACAAAAAGUGACGACUUAAAAGUAUGACAGGUGACAUUUGUUUUACUCAUAUGUAAGGUUGAACUGGGGGCUCAGCCUAAGUGCCAAACAUUUAAUCUUCUUGUACCUAUUUUAUGCACUAUAUUUCACUAGAAUGUUUUAUGGAAACUUCCAAACUUCUUUUGACAAUCUAUUUUGAAAAAUGAAAUUAUUUUUGUAGUGAAAUAUUGCAGAAUAUUGGCAAGGAUUCAUUUUUGAAUGUUAGGGUUAUACAUGGGCUUGGAAAAUGUGACCUUGCCUCACUUUCAUGUACAUUGGGGUGUUCUCAGAGUGCCAACCUAUUUACCAACAAUAGGCAAGUGUUGUUUUAUGAAACAAUGGCAAGUCAAUUAUAUAUUGUUUCAUAAAACCUGCAUUUCACCUGUGAAUACCCGAUAUUUACCUCGGUUUUAUACAGCACAUUCGCUCAGAUAUUUUUGCCAUAGCAGGUCCAAAUCAACCAUUAAUAGCUCAUUUUUACCGUUUUCAAUUGUAGCAUCUUUUCACUAAAAGUAAACACUGAAAAUUGUUUCCUUUUUUUCAUUUUAAAAAUCUUAUAAAACUUAAAACUUAAAAAUUGAGGUAACAUACAGGUCCAGUAGACUCUGGCAACUAUGAUACACCCUGUAAAUUUUACCCAUAGGAAAUAUUUCAAAAUAGAUUAGAAAAGUAUGGUUUGGUAUGGUAAUACGUUAAAUUUUUAAAAGCAGAUUUGAAUUAUUUUAUAAUUUUAAAUGAAGGGUGAAUUGGUUCCAGUUUUUUCUGAUACACACAUAUAAUUCCAAUAAAGAUAUUCCAUUUUUUUAUAUUUUGCAUCAGUAACUUGGACAUAAAAUUGAUUCAUGAAAUUGAUUCCUGGUCAUCUACAUGUUAUCUGUUGGGCACUGUUUAGCAGGAAAUCCUUAUCUAUAUGUUAAUCAUAAUAAUCCUAUUUGUGUGGUGACUAAUUAAUAACACUAAAUCCUAUUGGUCCUAUCCUCCACAUGAUGCAGGGUUUAAGUACGAGGAUAUACAGGGUACGUGUCGUUAGUUCUCACUUCUAACUAGAAAUCCAUGGAGAUACAGGUUGGUACCUGUGUAAGAUGUGUAACUAGAAAUCCAUGGAGAUACAGGUUGGUACCUGUGUACGGUGUGUAACUAGAAAUCCAUGGAGAUACAGGUUGGUACCUGUGUAAGGUGUGUUGGACUCUUAUGAGUUCACUUUGUUUUACUACUUUUAGGAUAGGUGUCACACAUGUGUGUGUCAAUAUUUUUCAGUUGACUACUAACUUGAAGUUGCAUUCUCCUAAGUAAAUGGCAUGGUUGAUAUUGGAUUUCAGCAUUUUGAUUAAUUUUUGAACAAGUACCAGAAUAGUACAUUAAAAGUUUGGCCAUUGUUAGUAGUUAAGCAGACUUUAGUCGGUAUUUUGAUACCGAUGUAAACACAGGUUAUUUCCCCUUAGUGAUUUUAGUGAAACACAUACUUGUGCUGUAAUAUAUUAUACCAUCAGGACGUACUUUUGGUCUCGGUGUAUCAGUCAACACAAACCUCCGUUGGUAAUUAGUGGGACUGACGUAGCAGUGUUUAUCAGUAGGAUUUGUUAUUUACACUGUACUCUACCUUGUCUGUCAUUUUGAAAUGUUGUAUUUAAAAAGAUUGUUUAUAUCAACACAUUAUUUUAGGAGAUUUACAUCAACACAUUAUUUUAGGAGAUUUACCUACUGAAAGCAGCCCAGUUUCCCAUGAUUACCUUGUCAAGUCCACAAGAUAAAAGAAGUUAUUUGGAUGCAUCUUAAUAUAAUAUACAUUAAGUAUUGUAGAAAAAGUAAAUAUUUAGUUUAUAGCUGAAAGUUGAGAAUAUUUUUUGCUUUUCAUGGCAUAUACAAAUAUUUAUGUUUGUUGUAUAUUUCAUUUAUAAAUUGCUUUAAUUAAUUAUGUAUAUUUUGACAAGAUUUUGCAUAAUGUUAACUUACUAAGUUAAUUAAGAAAACAGAUAGUUGUACCCAUGCAUGUAUGCUAGUGUACACCAGAUUGUGACAUAUAUUUAUACGGUAAGUUAAACAAGAUUACCAGUUUUAAGUAUAUUUAUAGGUUCAAGGUUUAAACCAGAAUUUAUAACCAAAUAUGAUAUUUUUAUGCUGCAGUGUUAAUUAGAUAUUCCAUCAAUACGUCAGAAUUCCAAUGAUUUGAUUACUUUACAUGGAAAUUGGAACCUGAUAGUGAUUGUAUCAUCAGGUACGAUUGUACCAUAUAUUUAUAUCGUAAUUCCAAUGUCAUCAGGAGUGUUACAUAUAUGUAUUUCAUAAAUAGUGCAAAAAUCAAAUAUAAAAUGAAUAUCUCAGUUAUAAAAAAAAACCAGCAUGACAAAUUAACAGUAUGUACAGGUAUUGAUUUCAGCUACAUGUAAGAUCCCUUAGUGUUGAUAUAAAAACCCAAAUUGUCUGGGUAUGUUGUUGUGAUUGCUAAGUAUCUUGGUAUUCACUCUUUGCUUGGUAAAUAUAGAUCAUUCCUUAAGAUUGGUCAUUGGAUACGAGGCAGUCAUUGUGAUAAAUAUGAAUGGCUGUCAGUGGAAUUUCUUCUUGCUUUUGAUUGGUCUGCAGACAUUGAGCUUUGUGAUUGGUCUUUGGAAUUCAAACAGUCCAUAUGAUUAGUUUAAGGAAUUCAGACAGUCCAUGUGAUUAGUCUAAGGAAUUCAGACAGUCCACCUGAUUAGUCUUAAGGAAUUCAGACAGUCCAUGUGAUUGGUCUAAGGAAUUCAGACAGUCCAUGUGAUUAGGCUAAGGAAUUCAGACAGUCCAAGUGAUUGGUCUAAGGAAUUCAGACAGUCCAUGUGAUUAGUCUAAGGGAUUCAGACAGUCCACCUGAUUAGUC
Molecule: messenger RNA, 5964 nt
Organism: Mizuhopecten yessoensis (Yesso scallop)
Lineage: Eukaryota; Metazoa; Mollusca; Bivalvia; Pectinida; Pectinidae
Product: probable C-mannosyltransferase DPY19L3
Exons: 18
Coding region: 1-2340 (779 amino acids)
Cellular component (GO): nuclear inner membrane
Molecular function (GO): mannosyltransferase activity
Source: RefSeq, a predicted model, not a curated record